Molecule: messenger RNA, 1065 nt
Organism: Vigna unguiculata (cowpea)
Lineage: Eukaryota; Viridiplantae; Streptophyta; Magnoliopsida; Fabales; Fabaceae
Product: putative 4-hydroxy-4-methyl-2-oxoglutarate aldolase 3
Biological process (GO): regulation of RNA metabolic process
Molecular function (GO): ribonuclease inhibitor activity
Source: RefSeq, a predicted model, not a curated record
UGUUUAGUUUGUCGUACGAAUUUUCCACGCAAGUCAUUCAAACCCCAAUGUUUCUUUCUCACCAGAGGCGCCACCAACAUCAAGAUAGAAACUUUGGACUUUUCUUGGUUUCAGAGGCCCUAUUUAUCACUCCUCCCUCUUCACUUCACCAAUUCAUUCUUUCUCUCUCGGUCCUCUCACUGCAAUUCUUUUCUAUCAUUUCAUCCCUUCUCAGUUACCACCUCAUACGCACCAACCAUCUUCAAUUCAACGCUACUUUCCAAUCGGGAGGAGUUCCUAACAUGACUACUGUACCUACUGCUGAUCUAACUGAUGCAAAUACAGCACAUGUAGGAAAUGGUGAUUUGAGGGUGCUGCAUCCAGUGUUCAGGGUUUAUGGUCAGAUCACGUCGUUCUCUGGUCCCAUUGUAACUGUGAAGGUGUUUGAAGACAACGUGUUGGUGAGGGAAGUUCUUGAGACGAAAGGGGAAGGAAGAGUGUUGGUGGUUGAUGGAGGGGGAAGCUUGAGGUGUGCUUUGGUGGGAGGGAAUUUGGCACAGAUAGCAUAUAGCAACGGGUGGGCUGGAAUUGUGGUGAAUGGAUGCGUUAGAGAUGUGGAUGAGAUCAAUGCAUGUGGCAUUGGCGUCAGAGCCUUGGCUUCUAAUCCACUCAAAUCCAACAAAAAACGCACUGGCGAAAAGAAUGUCCCUGUUUACGUUGGGGGAACAUUUAUUCGGGAAGGAGAAUGGUUGUAUGCAGACAAUGACGGCAUCCUCAUAUCAAGAUUUGAGUUGUCAAACUAAAAACGAGGUUAAAUAUUGUUGCCAUUGGGAUGCUUUAUCAUGAUAAGUUUGGUUUAAUUUGUGAUGGUAGGUGGAAAUGCUGUGUGUGGAUAGUAUAAAACUUAAUUUAUUGCGUGAACUGUUUAUCUCUUCAUUGUUUGGAGUUAUAUUUCUUACUGAAGGGUGGAAAAAAAAUAUUACUUUGGGGCAGAAUCAUCCCUCGAUAUCUAAAGAGAGUGAGUUCAAUAGUAUGUGUAAAUAAUAUCAUUACUCUUAAUGAAACAGCAACUGCUAUUUCAAAUUA